CCUUCGGCCACCAUGAACACCAACGUGUGCGUGGAGAGCGGCCCCAACCCCGAGGCGCCGGGGCUGCCCAAGGACAGCCACCUGCCCGAGGGGGCCCUCAACAGCCUUGUGGAUUACAACUCGGAGAUGGAGAGGUACCGCUCCUUCGCCACCUUCUACAAGACCAACGGCGGCGCCUUCCCCCAGGCGGCCAAGAUCGCCCGCAUCACCACCCCCAUCUUCCCCAGCGCCGCCGCCGCUGCCGCCGCCCGCAUCGGCAUGUCCCCCUGGAACUGCGACACCGCCACGGCCGCCGCCGCCACCGCCAUGCUCUGGGGCAGCGGCGGCGGCGGCGCGGCGGGAGGUGCGAGGAAGCCCUCCUCCUCCUCCUCUUCCUCCUCCUCCGCCGCCGCUGCCGCCGCUGCCUCCGCCUCCGCGGCCGCCGCCGCCGCCUCCUCGCUGCACGCCGGCAGGGGCGGCAUGCACCACCGGAGCGACUCGCAGCGGCUGGGCAAGCCCGGCUGCCCGCCGGCCGAGCAGCCCGCCCUGCCCAUGGCGAACGGCAACUUCCUCUCCACCCUCUCCCCCGAGCACUGCCGGCCGCUGGCCGGCGAGUGUAUGAACAAGCUCAAGUGCGGCGCCGCCGAAGCCGAGAUCAUGAACCUCCCCGAACGAGUCGGUACUUUCUCGGCCAUCCCGGCGCUGGGCGGCCUCUCCCUGCCCCCCGGGGUCAUCGUCAUGACGGCUCUGCACUCCCCCGCCGCGGCUUCGGCCGCCGUUACAGACAGCGCCUUCCAAAUCGCCAACCUGGCGGACUGCCCGCAGAGCCACGCCUCGGCCUCGCCCGCCUCCGCCCUGGGCGCCGCGGCCGGCGCGGGGGGCGGUGGAGGCGGCGGUGGCGGAGGAGGUGGCGGCGGCGGAGGGGGGGCCGGCGGCGGAGGGGCCGGGGCCGGGGCGGGCAACCCCGCCAAGAAGAAGCGGAAACGCUGCGGGGUGUGCGUGCCCUGCAAGCGGCUCAUCAACUGUGGAGUCUGCAGCAGUUGCAGGAACCGCAAAACGGGACACCAGAUCUGCAAAUUUAGGAAAUGUGAAGAGCUUAAGAAAAAACCGGGCACUUCGCUAGAGGUAAAGGAAUGCCUUGGCAUGAAAACCUGCUCUGAAUCCACUGCCUGCUUGACAGAUACAUACAAAGACCUGAAACAUGAGAAAACUGGAUGGUUGCAAGAAAAAAAAAAUUGA
Calypte anna (Anna's hummingbird) is the source of this 1218-nucleotide messenger RNA. It is a transcript of the gene CXXC4, whose product is annotated as CXXC finger protein 4. The transcript has 2 exons. The annotation marks the transcript as partial. The record is from RefSeq and is a predicted model, not a curated record. NCBI's taxonomy places the organism in Eukaryota, Metazoa, Chordata, Aves, Apodiformes, Trochilidae. Gene Ontology annotation, molecular function: zinc ion binding; methyl-CpG binding. Gene Ontology annotation, cellular component: nucleus.